UCUGAAAAAGUUUUUGCCAUUCCGUACUUUUGGGAUGUUGACUUAAAAAAGAGGAAGGAGGAGGAGGGGAUUUCCUUCACAACUGGUGUCCCACAAAUCUCCAAAGUGCGCACACGUGUGCUGCGCACAACCAGCCCACUCUGCCCUUGCUUCCAGGAAGUGGGGCUCAGCCCUCUGAACUCGGAGCUUGGUGUUUGCCGCGAAGACCAACUGUCCUGACAAGCUUCUGCACCACGUGGGCUGCAGUCACACACACAGCGUUUGGCUGCCCUUGCCUGCCUUGGACGGCCUGCUUUCACAGCGGUUGUUGACGUGGAAACAAAAACGGGAGACAAGGCAAAUUAGUAUGACCCGAGGAGCCCAGCUGGGGAAGGAAGGGAGCCUGGAGAGGAUCCCGAUUCGCCCUCCAGUGGGCGGAUUCCAAGGGAUGGGUAAGGGGGAGGACCUGGAAGCGCACCACCCGUAACGGCACACAAAACCGGGCUCAGUGAACAAAUGGACGGACUUCCUGUGGGACAGCUUUGUAUCCCGGCCGCCAAGGCGAUUGGAGGGAGCUGGUGAACUGGACGGCCGGCUCUUGCUGGCUGCGUGCCUCGGCUUCCCCCUUUCUGGCAUAAAGCACCAAAAAUGCGCACAGUUGCAAUGCUUUUGACGUAUCUGACUGAAAAAAGAAUGAUUCGAUUCUUACAUUACUUAGGUCCACUUCUGUUGGGAAACAGUACACAAAUUCUUGUUAUCCGGAAGGCGUCUGGUUCCAAAAUUAUAACUGUGUCUUUCAUGGAGGAGGAAUUAACACACAUUAAAUGCCUGAAAGAAGAAUCUUGUUUUGGGGGCAGGAAGAAGCGCCAGUCAUUGUAAACCAUUUCCAUUUUCUUCCUCACUUCCCUCUCCUGAUUUGUGGUUUUAAAAAAAGGGUCAGGAUAGCAAACUGCUACCGUCCAUACUGUGUAGAGUUUCCUCUUCUCUUACCAACUGUGGGAGACCAAAGUCCUUUCGGAUAAACUGCCAGUCAGCGUUGACUCUCAAGAUGGUGUCCUGGCCUUCUGCUAGAGGCCUUCAGAAGAAGACGAGAGCAGUACGGGAUUUCUCUGCCCGGGAUGUGUGUUGUCUUUAGGGUGUCGCCUAAAGGGGGUAGAAAGGCGAAUCUUUUUGCGGGCUCCAUUCUUGAGAAGGUAGCUUGCAGCCGGACACCAGCCCAGCCGGGGCCACCAAAUGUGGCCGGGUGUUGUGGGCUGAUCCACCCUUUCUCCUCGGGAGCUUCUGUGCUCUCCCCCAUUCUAAACAUCAGAGGCGCCAUCCCCAAAGGGUCUCCGGCUUGCAAGCUGAGCAGGUGCCAUUGGGCUGGGUUUUGGAGGCCCUGUGGGCUCUUUGCCCAGGUUGGCAGGAGCGAUCGAGAAGCUUUGACCUUGGCUGCCCAGCUCUGCUCUGUGUUUCCCUUCCAGAUUGACCCCACGACAGGGAUGGUGAUCAACCUGGCAGACCUGAAAGACCACCUGGAGGAAGCCAUCAUGCAGCCCCUGGACCACAAGAACCUCGACAAGGACGUUCCCUACUUUGCUGACGUCGUCAGUACAACUGAGAACGUUGCCGUGUUCAUCUGGGGAAACCUUCUGAAACACCUUCCUGAGGGCAGCCUUUAUAAAGUCAAAAUCUAUGAAACAGACAAGAACAGUGUUGUGUACAAGGGGGAGGAGAAAUGAAUUCUGUUGCUUGAGGUGUUCGGUCCAUGGUUUGGGAAAGAGUCCAAUCAGUCCAGUCAAUCAGUGGAUUUCUGAACUUGAUCAAGUAUAGCCAUCCAAAAUGUAGAACACACCUAUUUCUUAAAAUCGGGGGAAAGCGGCAACGAUGCGCUCAAGCCAGAAGCCAGUCUCCCAUGUGGCUCUGUGCCGUCAGGACGUGCCCCUGUUGAGUCGAAGCAUUCCAUCCGUUCAGACACUGCGGCCUGUGGAGCUGCCCAGCAGGGUCCGUGGCCUCGGAUGGUCCAGCUCAGCAUUGCCUGCAGGGGCUGGCAGCCGAGGCCUUUUUCUGCCCUGCUUGGAGACCUGGGCGGCAUUGCUCUGCUUCUGUUGAGAUGGCACUGCGAGGAUCUGCAAAUGUCCAAAGGAUAUUGUACGCCUCUUGUUUAUUCUAGCUGGCAGCAAAUUCCCCAGCCUCAGGCCCGGUUUUUGUCUCUCUCGCUGUCGACCCCUUGUGGCUGGAGGGGCAGAAAGCUGAACCUGGAGUUCUUUGCAUGCAAAGCGAAUGCAGCUCCUUUGAGCCACUGGGCUCUCUUCCUGUUGUUCUUCUCUGCUAAGGAUGUGAGCUGUGGAAGGCGGGGGGGGGGGGCGCAUCUAGGUGUCGCUUUCCCUGUGAGGUCAGUCGAUCGUCUUCAGCGCACUGCUUUUCCAGCUUCACCUUUGCCACUUAAAGAGAAUCGCUUUGCCGUCUUCUCUACGGUUGCCGAAAGGAGCAGUUGAUCUGAAAGUUAAGCACUUUGGAAAAGAAAUAACUUCUGUUACUGUUUAUGCCAAGAUAUAAUUCUUCUGAAAUGUGGUAAUUAAAUGUUUCCUUUGCUGGA
Molecule: messenger RNA, 2557 nt
Organism: Varanus komodoensis (Komodo dragon)
Lineage: Eukaryota; Metazoa; Chordata; Lepidosauria; Squamata; Varanidae
Product: 6-pyruvoyl tetrahydrobiopterin synthase-like
Exons: 3
Coding region: 1098-1700 (200 amino acids)
Biological process (GO): tetrahydrobiopterin biosynthetic process
Cellular component (GO): mitochondrion
Molecular function (GO): 6-pyruvoyltetrahydropterin synthase activity
Source: RefSeq, a predicted model, not a curated record